Molecule: messenger RNA, 1335 nt
Organism: Linum trigynum
Lineage: Eukaryota; Viridiplantae; Streptophyta; Magnoliopsida; Malpighiales; Linaceae
Source: the annotation of a GenBank genome assembly
AUGGGUUCUUUGUCUGGAAUUUUCCACCGCCCCGUAGUAGCAGCAGCCGCCGUUGCCGUCGCCUCUGUUUCCACCGACAGAUUACCUUCUCUGAAACCGACGCACGACUCCUCUGCUGAAUUGCAUUCCUCGCCGCUUUCUGAUUCCAGCUUCUCAUGGGCUUCUUCUCGUGCUUCCUUGUCCAAGCUAGCCGAUUUCAACUUCGUCAGCAGAAUUCGUGUUCCAAUCCCUAACGUCAACCUGCUCGCCCCUGUUUCGACCCCAGUCUUACCUUCCAUUAAUGCUGCCACAUCAAUAGCUUUGUCGGUGGCUGCCUCGCCUCUCCUUGCCGAUUUGUACAACUCUGCGCAGCUGGCGAAAGGGCCUACGCAUUCUGCACCUAUGAUCACCUUGGCUUCUUCAACCCCUGAUGUUUUGUACCGGUGGCACCUGCCAAACCCUAAUGCCAUUGAUGUCAAUGGCUCUUCGGAUUGCUCGUCCGCGAAGUCUAGGACCGUUGUAGUUUUGCUGGGAUGGUUGGGAUCGAAGCAGAGGCAUCUGAAGAAGUAUGCUGAGUGGUAUACCUCAAUGGGAUUCCAUGCCAUUACAUUCACAUUCCCCAUGUCUGAGGUUCUCAGCUAUCAGGUAGGGGGUAAAGCUGAGCAGGAUGUGGAGUUGCUAGUCAACCACCUUGCCGAUUGGUUGGACGACGAGCCUGGGAAGAAUAAGGAGAAGAAGAACGUUGUUUUCCAUACUUUCAGCAAUACAGGAUGGUUGACUUAUGGAGCUAUAUUGGAGAAGUUUCGAGAGCAAGAUCCUAGCUUAGUGGAAAGGAUUAGGGCAUGUGUUGUGGAUUCUGCACCAGUUGCAGCUCCUGACCCACAGGUAUGGGCUUCGGGAUUCUGUGCUGCAUUUCUGAAGAAGAACAGUGUGGCUACGAAAGGGCAUGCGAUUUCGGAUGUGGAGCUUAGAGUUGGCACUGUGAAAUCGCUCAACCAGCCAGCAAAGCCUGCACUAACUGAAGCAGCUCUGCAAGUGGUUCUGGAAAAGUUCUUUGGUGUGGUUCUGAAUCUUCCUACAGUGAACAAGAGACUCUCUGAUAUACUGAGUGUGCUAUCUUCGGACCAACCAAGGUGUCCACAGCUGUACAUUUACAGCUCAGCAGACAGAGUGAUCCCUGCUGGAUCGGUGGAAUCAUUCAUAGAGAAGCAGAAGAAGGCUGGGCACGAGGUUAGAGCGUGCAACUUUGUGUCGACGCCUCAUGUUGAUCAUUUCAGGAGUGACCCGAAAUUGUAUACUAGUCAGCUCGCCCAGUUCAUUGACGAUUGUGUGAUUAGAUGCUGCAACCAUUCUUGA